AGCACUCGCUGCUUCGUGUUCAGCGUCUCUGCUCUUGAUUCGCCACUAGAAGAAAAGCCUCCCACCGUCUUUCUUUUUUUCAAAAUGGCCGAAUACUUGGCGUCGAUUUUCGGUACAGAAAAAGACAAGGUCAACUGCUCUUUCUACUUUAAAAUUGGAGCAUGUCGCCAUGGAGACCGAUGCUCGAGACUCCAUAACAAGCCCACGUUCAGUCAGACCAUUGCUCUGUUGAACAUUUACCGGAACCCACAAAACACAGCUCAGUCUGCGGAUGGCAUAAACUCUGUCAGUGAUGUGGAGAUGCAGGAACACUAUGAUGAGUUCUUUGAGGAGGUCUUCGCUGAAAUGGAGGAGAAAUAUGGAGAGGUUGAGGAGAUGAAUGUGUGUGAUAAUUUAGGAGAUCACUUGGUGGGAAAUGUCUAUGUGAAGUUCCGCCGUGAAGAAGAUGCAGAGAAAGCGGUGAUUAACUUGAAUAACCGCUGGUUUAAUGGCCAGCCCAUCCAUGCUGAGCUCUCACCUGUCACCGAUUUCAGAGAGGCCUGUUGUCGACAGUAUGAAAUGGGAGAGUGCACUCGAGGAGGCUUCUGCAACUUCAUGCACCUGAAGCCAAUCUCAAGGGAACUCCGAAGAGAACUGUAUGGCCGAGGUCUUCGCUGA
Molecule: messenger RNA, 657 nt
Organism: Sinocyclocheilus grahami
Lineage: Eukaryota; Metazoa; Chordata; Actinopteri; Cypriniformes; Cyprinidae
Product: splicing factor U2AF 35 kDa subunit-like
Exons: 8
Coding region: 85-657 (190 amino acids)
Biological process (GO): mRNA splicing, via spliceosome
Cellular component (GO): U2AF complex
Molecular function (GO): metal ion binding; RNA binding
Source: RefSeq, a predicted model, not a curated record